ACUUUUAAUUGACCAAAAGGAGGUCGCAUUCAUCAUCUAACCCCGCCUAACUACACCAAUUGGUAUCUGGACAACACAUAGCCCUCAGCCAAGUUAUUACAUAAGUUCUUAUUUGCACCUGCAGGAAUCUUCAGUGGAAAUGUAUCGGUUGAUUACGACUUCAUCCGAGUAGACGUCGAGACGUCUUCAGGUGAGACCAAAAGUGACGUACACAUGCACGUGUUUCCUAAAAAGGAAGUUCUCAAACGGGAGCAGAAACCUGGUGGUAUUCCACUAAAUGUAGCACUGAUCAUGUUCGACUCCACAUCACACGCUAAUUUUAAAAGAAAAUUGCCCAAAAGCUUGGAGUAUCUGACCAAGAACUUAAACACCGUCUUUCUGCAGGGAGAGACGAUCAUAGGGGACGGCACCACUGCGCAGCUGUGUGGAAUGCUCACUGGAAUCGACGAGAAUAAACAACCUGAGGCUCGACGGAGAAUGAGCGGCUCACAACCUGUUGACAGAUGGCGCUGGAUUUUCAGAAAUUACAAUGAUAAAGGAUAUGCUACUAUGUUCUCGGAAGACACUCCAGUGUAUGCAGCCUUUAAUUACCGUCUACAUGGUUUCAGAGACCCUCCAACAGACCAUUUCGCCAGACCAUUCUGGAUAGAGACAGAUAAACUUUUAAAUGGAAAAUGUAUCAAUACCAAAAGAGGCGCUCACGAUGAAUGUGAUUCCUGUGGUGUGGUGUUGGGUGAAAAAUCGGUUAAUACUCUCGCUAUGGACACUUUGUAUCAGUUACAGUUCGUGACAUCUCCAAACGAGGGAUUUUACGAAGCUUCUGUUAGAAUGAAGAAGGGCGUUCCUUCACUAGUAGGAGAUAUCAGUCGAGUUGAUGCUUACAAGGAUCAACCAUAUUGCAUCGCGUCUACAUACCCACGUCUAAGCAAAUACUGCUAUUGUUCUCCGAAAGAGAGAGAAGCCAUUGAGAACGCAGGUUAAAAAUAAGCAAUUUACACGAAGUGUCGGAAAUUGCAAGUGAUCAAGUCACUGAUCUGCUUUAUACAUGGACCAGUUUGACUUUUUGACCUAGGAUGAGUUUUUUGUCUGGAAACACCGUAUUUUCGGGUUCAGUGGCUUGGUUAGAUGUCCUUUUGUUGUUGAUAAACUAAUGUUUUCACAUCUGCAUUAACACCCUAUUUCAGCUAUUGUUUCACAGCUUGUUGGUACAACUCUGGUAGUGUGACCAAAUAGUUUUCAAAGUUAAUUGUGGAAUUGGGCGUUAACGUAGAUCUAAGCCGCCUCUGAAUGAUAAUACUGACAUUUUAUUGAGCAGUGGUUAUUUUUGUAAAUUACUAAAUUAGGGUUCCGCUCUUCGUUUGUCACUCAGCUUAUCAACGUGCAAUAGUCAGUGAUUAGUUAAUAAUUGUAUAUCUAUAAUUAGUUGUAGCGUCGAAAUACAUAAGCCCUUUUCCGUAAAUUACUGUAUAACACCAUUUGUACGAGUUAUUUAUAUACAGAACAACACUAUAUUUGUACGAGUAAUUCUACGUAGAUAAUGUUGCGUAAGAUGUACAGUAUAAGUGAGAGAAUUGUUGCAAUAAAUCUUUCUUGAAACUGGAA
Molecule: messenger RNA, 1602 nt
Organism: Pocillopora damicornis (cauliflower coral)
Lineage: Eukaryota; Metazoa; Cnidaria; Anthozoa; Scleractinia; Pocilloporidae
Source: RefSeq, a predicted model, not a curated record